AUGAGAGAGCAAAUAAUUGUUCUGAUUCGACGAAUCGACGGAAAAAGAGCAAGAAGCCUCCACUCGUCUCGCCAGACGUUAUCUGAUCCGAAAGAGUUCUACAAGACAGCCGGUAGUCGAUGGAUCCGUGCAGUUCGGCAUGGCAACGCGACGACGGUCAAGAAGAUGUUGGAGGAAAAACCGGAAUUAUCGAAUUACGCUCCUAACUACGGUCCAAUGGCGAUUCAUAUGGCUACGGUUCGAUCGGAUCGAUCAAUCAUUUUGUUGUUGAUGGCGAAAGGUGCGGAUGUCGAUGCUAGAGAUGCGGCAGGCUACACGAGUUUUCAGCUGGCAAUUCGACUCGGCAACCAAUCAUUGGCCCACUUUCUGAUCUCGCACGGAAAACCGCUACUUCGUAACAAAGCUCAUUCGUUCGUCGGAUCGUCUCCAUCAUCUGUAUCUGUAAAAAGUUCCGGAUCGCUCCGACCGACUCGACCAUCAUCUACUCCGGAUAACUCGAUGUUGUGUGAAAGUGACAUACAAGAAUUGCAACGAAACAAAAAGCGAAGCUCCUGGAAAUCCUUCUUUGAGAAGACACCGAUUGUGAAGAAGUUUGGGUCAAACUCUAAAUCAUAA
Caenorhabditis briggsae is the source of this 615-nucleotide messenger RNA. Bases 1 to 615 code for a protein of 204 amino acids. Gene Ontology annotation, biological process: protein localization to ciliary inversin compartment. Lineage: Eukaryota; Metazoa; Nematoda; Chromadorea; Rhabditida; Rhabditidae. Gene Ontology annotation, cellular component: ciliary inversin compartment. Gene Ontology annotation, molecular function: protein binding. The record is from RefSeq and is a predicted model, not a curated record. The transcript has 5 exons.